CGCUUUUGGAUGAUUACUAUCAAACCAUUGAUUCUGAUUAAUAUACCGAUGCUAUCAUAGGCAUUCUGGAAUCAGACAAUUAUGAAGCACCUUAGGUCAUAACCAUCGCACAUGAAGACUCCCGACCCGUAAUAAGCAAGAGGGCCGUGAGAAUGCGUGAGUGUGGAAGACCAAGAAAGGGAGCCAUGUAACCCCUGAGACGACGGUGCCGAUUGAUGAUUAACUGCCGCUGAUUAUAAAUUCGAGGCUAGGAGCUCGCUUUUACUCAACAUUUCCUUCUCUCUCAAUCUCAUCGUUCAAAGUGUCUCCAACCCUUCGAACUACAGCCUUGCUCCAGAACGCUGCAGCCCCAACCAAACUAUUGUUGCUGAAAACCUUUGCGGCUCCAUAUACUGCACGAAAGAUGUCUUCCAGCAGAUCCAUCGAGAUAAUUCCCCGAAGGAACAUUGACCGAGCCCAUGCAGAUCACGGUUGGCUCAAAACUUUCCAUACAUUUUCGUUCGCAAAUUACCAUGACCCGAAAAACGAGUCUUUUGGUUCUCUCCGCGUCUUGAACGAGGACCGCGUAGCGCCUCGCACCGGCUUUGGCACCCACAGCCAUCAAGAGUAUGAGAUUUUUUCUUAUGUGAUUAGUGGUGCGCUAGAGCAUCAAGAUUCUAUGGGCAACACUGAGAUACUAACUCGUGGUGCCGUUCAGAUGACCUCCACUGGAACCGGCAUCUCUCACUCUGAGAAAGCCCAUGGCUCUGAAGAGGUGCAUUUCUGUCAGAUAUGGGCAUCUCCCCGUCCCGGGGAAGGCAAAGGCAAACCCGCCUAUUUCACCAGACAUUUUACCGACCAAGACAAGCGAAACCAAUUCAGGCUCAUCGUUGCGCCUUCUAAUUCGUCUGAAGCCUCGCUUGAGAGGGAGGCUGCAGGCCCCGCUCCAAUUCGCUCGCAGCUUCGCGCGUAUGCGUCGCUCGUGGAUCCUGCCGCAAUCCCUGAGGGGCGUAAAGCGUACAUUCACGUCGUUCAAAAAUCCGGAUACAACCCUGGUAACGCCAAGGGCGUCAGAUUGCGCGUUGGUGCUCAAAUCGAGGGUCCAAUAAUCGAGCUUAGAGAAGGAGAUGGUUCAUAUAUGUUUGUGGGAAAGGAUGCUGAACUGAAGGUUGAGAAUGCAGGAGAAGAUGCGGUCGAGUUUUUAUUAUUUGACAUGGAGUGA
This is a messenger RNA of Suillus fuscotomentosus, 1201 nucleotides long. RefSeq names its product RmlC-like cupin domain-containing protein. The transcript has 5 exons. The coding region runs from base 404 to 1201 and encodes 265 amino acids. NCBI's taxonomy places the organism in Eukaryota, Fungi, Basidiomycota, Agaricomycetes, Boletales, Suillaceae. The record is from RefSeq and is a predicted model, not a curated record.